Molecule: messenger RNA, 183 nt
Organism: Plasmodium fragile
Lineage: Eukaryota; Apicomplexa; Aconoidasida; Haemosporida; Plasmodiidae
Exons: 1
Coding region: 1-183 (60 amino acids)
Source: RefSeq, a predicted model, not a curated record
AUGCCAAAGUUUAACUUUUUUCCAAAGGUCAAUUUUUUAGCUUACAUAAAAAGAAUUAAGUUGAGGUACAACCCAACUGCCGCAUACAAUGACAACUGCCGUAGCUUAGUGUAUCAUAUUGAAACGCAACAGAAAAAAGACAAAUUCCUGGAUCUGGAAUACAAGCUGGAGUUAAUUGAGUAA